Messenger RNA from Oxyura jamaicensis (ruddy duck), 6623 nucleotides. RefSeq names its product myosin VIIA and Rab interacting protein (gene MYRIP). Gene Ontology annotation, biological process: intracellular protein transport. The coding region runs from base 246 to 3017 and encodes 923 amino acids. Lineage: Eukaryota; Metazoa; Chordata; Aves; Anseriformes; Anatidae. The transcript is spliced from 19 exons. Gene Ontology annotation, cellular component: cortical actin cytoskeleton. Gene Ontology annotation, molecular function: actin binding; myosin binding; small GTPase binding. The record is from RefSeq and is a predicted model, not a curated record.
CCGGCCAUUGGCGGCGGCGGCGCCCGGGCAGGUGCUGGUGAGCGGUGGGGCCGCAGCGCAGUAGCGGCUGCGGCUUCUUCCCGGAGUGGGGUGCCCGUGCGCGUGUCCGGCGGCUCCCCAUACCCUCCUCCGGCGGUCCGCAGUCCCGCCGACGUGGCUCUGUGCCCAUGUUGCCGGCCGCCUUCCAUCUUGCUGCAGCCCCCGGAUAUUCCUCAUAGUUGUUCACAUCCAGUGCAGAGUAUAUAAUGGGGAGAAAACUGGAUCUUUCUGGCUUGACUGAUGAAGAAGCUGAGCAUGUGCUGCAGGUGGUUCAGCGAGAUUUCAGCCUUCGUAAGAAAGAAGAAGAAAGGCUGAGAUAUCAUGCAUCUUUUGACAGAGACGGAAUAAUGAUAGCUGCUGAACAAAAAUACCUCUUUGUGUUCACAAAGCAAUUUCAACAGAAGAGUGGAAUGAAGCAGAAGUUGGAUGAAGAGGGUAACAAGUGCAACAUCCUUUCCAAGCAGCAGAAGUUCAAUGAGCACUGCUGUAUUCGCUGCUGUUCCCCUUUCACCUUUCUUAUCAACAGCAAGCGACAGUGCCAAGAUUGCAAGUACAACAUCUGCAAGAGCUGCAGCUCUUACCAGAAGAAGGAGAAGGCUUGGAUUUGCAGUGUCUGCCAGCAAGCAAGGCUCCUGAGGACCCAGUCUCUUGAUUGGUACUAUAAUAAUGUGAAGAGCCGCUUUAAGUGUUUUGGAAGUGCCAAAGUCCUGAAGAACUUAUACAAGAAGCACAGACUGGAAAGUGGAGUUUGUCUUGAUGUAAUAGAAGGAUGUUUUUUUGAAGGGAGCUUUGAAAAUGAAGGAAGCAUUUGUGGCAGUGACUCUACAUUCUACAGACAGACAGAAGGACACAGCAUGAUGGAUACCCUUGCUGUGGCCUUACGUGUUGCAGAGGAAGCAGUAGAAGAAGCUAUUUCUAAGGCAGAGACCUACAGUGACAGUCUGGACAAGCAGAACGAGGCUUGCUACUUGCAAGAACACAAGGAUGACCUCAUAGAAGAGCUGGCCACAACCAUCGUGCAAAAGAUUUUAAAGAAGCAGAAAAGCAAAAUGGAGCAGGCUGAAGCUGACUUUGAAUUGCCACCAUCCAGGAGCAGUGGCCUGGCAUCCGUUGCUGUUUCAGAUCAGAGUAUGCUGACUUUUCCAGGGAGUCGCAGGGGAUCCUACACAUUAUGGAGGUCUCACUCUGCAUUUUCCCUGGCUGGUGAAGAUAUGCCUAUUAAAGGACUAGACCCUGCAUCGUCUGUGUCUGAGGCUCUUUGGAGGCAGCAGAAAGGACAAUUCAGGAAACAGAAAGAACGCAAGCUCUCUGCAUUACCCAGCUGGAAAAGUGUGGACAGGAUAAAUGAAACAAAUCCUCCUCCUGUUUUACAAAGCACUGAUGGGAACUGGGUCGCUUUGCAGAAUGUUACUUUGCCUCGUCCUCGAAUGCUUGCCAAACCAAAGAGUCAAGUAUUUGAAGCUUUGGAGAAUGAAUCCAGUGUUGUGUCCGCAUAUGAUGAGAUGGGCUCAAACAGCGAGGAUGACUACGACUGGAAUGUGGCCUUGAAAAAGCUGCAUCGAAGACCUCGGCAAUUACCAGAUCAUUUCUAUUAUACCAGUUCCCAGUAUGAUUCUGAGUGGGUUUAUGGUAAUGAUCAGUACCAGGCAGUAAACUCACCUUCCUCUGGGUUAUAUACCAAUACUGAGACACUGUUCUCUGAUUCUGAAACAUCUUCAGUAAAUUCUUCCCAGGAAGCUAAAGGACCUAGCAAACUUCUCUGGUUACAAAGCAGAACUCAGAGUGAUGUGCCCAGAACGGAAAAAAAACAUUUCCACGGAGAACUGGAUGUAAAUUUCAAUCCACAGGCAACCAGCUUGGAAUAUUUGGAUUGCAGUGAGACUGAAGAAGUCCAUUAUGAUUUAGAAAAGAAAUCAAGAAGGUGGAGGAAGAACAAAAUCUCAGAAGAGAUAUGUGAAGCAAAAAAACACACAAAAGCCAACAUGAAGAAUUUAUGUCAGGAUUUUGGUGAUUUAUCAGAAACAGAUAUAAGCAGUGAGGAUCAGCAUCAUAAUAUCAAGCCUGACCUUAUGGAAGAGAAGCUUAAAUCCAGGUUAUUUCAGCUUGGAGCUAAAAUGAGUGACAAGGAAACAUCUUCUGAUGAAGAACAAGAGUCUGAACCUAGAACAGACCCUGAAAGCUAUAAGGAGAAUUUGUCCUCAGAAGAAAAUGGAAAAAGUAUUCAGGAAGAGUUAAAGAAGGAAAAACAAAAGACUUUUGAUCUUCAUUUAAAGCUGCAGUUUUUAUCCACUGUGUUGCAGCAGAAGUACUCUGCUGUCUCUCUCUGCAACAUAUCUACAGAGGUCCUGAAAGUCAUCAACGCCACUGAGGAACUGAUCACAGAAUCCACCAGUCCCUGUGAUUUCCCAGAUGAUGCUCAGGACAAGGGAAGAGGGACGUUCCCACUGGGAACAGACUCCAUCAGACUUGAUGAGCAGCUCACUACCCUGGAAGAAAACGUGUACCUGACAGCUGUCACGGUGUAUGGGCUGGAGGGGCAGCUGACCAGCCUGGAGGAUGCAGCACGCAAGAUCAACAGCGUUACAGCAGAGUUGGAGCUGGCUGAGCUGGAGGAUCAGGUGGCCACAGCAGCCGCCCAGGUUCAUCAUGCAGAGCUUCAGAUUUCAGAUAUUGAGAGCAGAAUAUCAGCUCUCACUGUUGCAGGCUUGAAUGUGGCUCCAUGUGUUCGCCUGACAAGGAAACAGGAUCAAAAGCAAACAAACCAGAUGCAUACAAUAGACACAUCAAGACAGCAGAGGAGGAAACUUCCAGCUCCGCCAAUAAAAGGUGAAAAAAUAGAUGGUUCUCCAAUUACCACUAUCAGAACAUUUAAUAGAAACUUCAUGCUUCAAGGCUCUCUAACGCAAAGAACUAAAGAGAGGAAAAGUACUGCCAAGGACUUAAUGGAACCUGCUAUAGGAUCAGCUGUGAUGUACUAAACUUACACUUCUCUACUGCCAAUAACACACUGCCUAAGGCUGUACACUAGAGUGCCUUUACUUAACAGCCAUUGUGUAUGUCCAGCUGAAAAUGGACCCUCAAGAACCCACAAUGCCUCAGUUAUAGGGCUUCGUUUGGAUACCUCACUGAGAAAGCUGUCCAAGUCUUCAGCAUUGUGGUCUGCUAAAGGAAACUCUGCCUUAAAGUUCUCACAAGACUCUAGAAAGGAUGCUGAGUUUCAAAAGCAAGGCUCCACAUUUUAAGAUGCACUUUUUCUCCCCAUAGAUUGUACUAAAAUAUGUUAUCUUUAAACUACAGUAUGUUUUUGUACACUCAGUCAAUCAUAAUUAUAGGCCAAUAUUUCAUUCAAAAAGAAUGAACAAAGCAGACCUGUGAUCCACAUUUUCUGGCCUCUUAAUAUUCAUGUAGGCAUCUGUCUUGUUGAGCAAUAAGAACAACUCUGUGCAGUGUAUGCUGCUUUUCAGCUACUUGGUGGGAGUGGAGAAUCUAUGUACCUAGCUCUGCUCUCCAGGAGACAGUGGAAGUUUAUACAAGGUUGGUAGGAGGAGAUUUGAUAUGCAAAGACUUCUCUGUUCUCUGAAAAUACAUUUGGCAGAGUUAAAUUUUCUAGCUCCAGAGCUAGGUAUUUUGCAGUUGGUGGCAGGGGGGAAUGUGGAUGUCUUGCUGAGCCAUGAAUUGGUGGUUAACAGCACAUGUGGACCAGAUGUAUGUUGAGUUACAAUCCCAGCAUUUGGAUGCAUCUGAACACCGUUGUGAAACGAACAAAUUUGUCUGUCUCCUUCUUGGUAUCAUUGUCCCCUUGAUGGCGUCUAACCACGCUGUAGUUGAGAAUAAAUUCUGACCAAAUCUUUAAGACUGCAAAAAGAAAGUAAAAGCAUUGUGGAUGAGAUCUCUGCUGACUGGCUGAUGGCUGCAGGGUGGCUACAAAUUAUAAGAGAUUCCCUUUGGCCACUUGCUUUUCUGAGGAGGGGACAAAUGUAGCCUAGAAGUCUUUUCCUUUACUUGUCUGUAGCCAUCAUGGAGUAGCUGGGGCUUGUCACUGGUGCCAUGUGCACCCCACUACCAUUGGACCACUCUGAAUCAGAUUGUGGACAGUGAAAUUUCUUUCAUUUCCUGAGACCCUUAAAAGGGGAGCCAAACCCUGGAAGGCCCUUGAUCAAAUGCCCAGGAGUGAAGAUGCCAUUUACAGAGUGUUCCUCUGGCCCUUUGGGGGGAGGGCCUUGCCAAUUUGUGGUACCUUUUGCUCUGGGGAAUACAAAGGAGGUUUUUAGAGGAGGUGAUUGUGAUAUUCUACAUCAAAUGCAGUGCAAGUAGCCAAAUGCAUUCUGGACUGACGUGAAAUCAUGCUGUGAAGGAGGGCAUGAGCUGGUAAGUUCCCCGUCAGCGCUAAGGAGUAUUGGGCCAGAGAACACCUCUCUUCAGUGAGAUGUCUCUAUCUUUUGCUGGUACUAGUUAGUGGGCUCUGGGGUUGCACCUGGCUGACUUCAUGGCUUUUAUUUUAAAUUGCUGUUAAAGCAUACAGAAAGCUCAAGACAGGAAACACUGAAAAAAAAAAUCAGACUGGUCUCAAACAGUUUGUUCCAAAUUUUCAGUCCACUCAGAAGACAGUAACCUGAUUUUCAGAGCUGGCAGUGUGCUUUCUCAAGAGCAGCGGGUACUAGGAGAGGAGGAGAGCUGCUUCUUUCCCCGGGUUCCCAGCUAGCAGAGCACCCACAUGUUACUUGCUAGCUGGCAGGAACAUGGUCCCCUGGGACACUGGGCCAUGACAUGCUUGUGCUUGGGCAAGUAUGAGCAAAACUUGGCAAAUCUCUUGACUACAUUGGGGUUUGGGGAUCAGGUGGGGUUGGUAAAAGAUGGCAGGAUGGGAUGGUUGGGAAAACAGUUCCAGUUACAAAUCUGUCACCUAUAUUUGAAGCCAAGUUUGUCAGCAUACUUAUGUCCAGCUGUAGGUAAGGAACUGUCAGAAUAUAUACAGCCAUUUUCUCACCUAGAAGACACAAAUGUCACUCUAUCUCUUUGAUGAAUUUCCAUCUGCCAAAGGUCUGACUCGAUAUGUUUAUUCUGGGUGAAAUUAUGCCUUCUCUUACUCUCACACAAUACUAGUUCUCUGGAACUGGUUUGCACAGAUGUGAGGGCAGAAUUUGGCCCGCUCUGUUUAAUAUAUAAAUAUAUAUAUAAAAGAUAGAUUUUAUUUAUAUAUGCAAUCCAGUAAAGGAGAUUAAACAGAGUAGGACGCUUAGGAAUUUUCUUUUAUUCAGUCUCCUCCUCCUCCCUUGACUGUUCUCAUGUAUGUAUACAACACAUUCCCAGGUUCUGGUUUAUGCAGGUAUGUGUGUUAUGAAAUGUCAUUAAUGGUGGUUGGUCUACAUAUUCAUCUAAUAAUAACUAAUGUUGUGUAUGUAAUAUCAAUGCAGAAAUUACUAAUUUUAAUAGAAUAACUCUUUGGCUUUUGUUCUGUUAGUGUGAUAUAAAUAAGCCAAUAAAGUUUGGAAUAGGUUAUUUUCCUUAAGAGGCAUGAAAAACAACUAUUAUCAUGUUACAAUGUUAAAAUAUUCAGUCUUCUUUGACAGAAAAAUGUGUACUGUGUAGGCAUUGCAAAAAGAAAAAAGAGAAAAAGAAAAAAAAUCCUACCUGCUAUAAGGCAUUUGAAUUUUUACAAACGUUUAUUGUGCCAAAUAUGUGCAAAGAUAUAAUUUACUGUUUAAAAAAAUCAUAAAAACAUGUUAUAGCACACAAAGAAUUAUUUUGUCAUCGAGUUAUUUCAAUUUUUAGUGUUAAUAUUUAUAUUUAGAUUAUUUUUUAUAAAUGAAAAUAUUUUAACAGGUAAAAUGAAGACUAUAUGAUCUAUUUGAUUAAGUCUGAGUGAAUAUAAAGCUUGCCUUGUUGUUGUUAUCAGCAUACUCACCAAGAAUUAUUGUCAAGAAAAUUAUAUAAAAGAGUAAAAGCAAUUUAUGAAAAGAAUGCCUUUUUCAAGGACUUAAUUCAUAAAGAAAACACAGACGUUUUCCUCUGUGGUGUGGAUUUAUGUGCCCUUUUGGUCAAGAAACAUGCUGACCAUGCUGCUGCAUGCAGCUCUUCAGGUACUGCCACAUCACAAACCAUCCAUUCUCUGUUAAACAGGAGAUGGGCAACUCCAGAGUCACCUUGUUCAGUUGAGAGGAGGAAUAUGCAUUAACACACUUGGUUCAGGUUGUUUUUGGCUGGGUUGGUGCAAGAGGGAUCCUGCUAAGAAUAUUUGAUGGUGUCUUCUCCAAACUGUCAUGCAUGUGGGGUGAAAUAUGAUCUCAAGCAAGAAAAAUUUCUGUAACUCUCACUGGGAUUACUACCAAAGGAUAAACUGAGCAACAGUCCUGCCAAUAAUCUUUGUCUGGUAUUUUCAGAGCCUCAUAAGACAAAUGAUAAUCAAUAUAUAUAUUUUUUAUCAGCUUAGUUACUACAUCAUGAGGGUGUUCAUUUAAACAAAUGUUUUUUAAGUAACACUUUGAGUAAGCAGAUAUGUUGUAUUAUAAAUAGCAAUAACUACCUUAUUAUAUAAAAAUCCACUCCUUGUUGACAGACCACUCACAAACAGAAAAAAAAAAAAA